CGCCAGGAGUCCGAAGUCCCGAGUGAUCGUGACGUAUGGCCAUCGGCUAUUGUUGACGACAGCCAUCAACAGCCAGCGCUCGGAUUUGUCGUGUGUCGUACGCACGCCGUUCGUUGCGGAUCCAAUUUAAUCGGUGACAUUCGGAUCGACGAUCGCGUUUGUUUUUCUCGGAUAACUCUUCAACAUGGGCAACUGUUGCGGCUCCUGUUACAAGGGAUCGUCGUCAUAUGAGGAUCUCACUCCCGAUCGGGAAACUAUACGCAAGAAACAGGCGGAGGCAGCUGAGAGAAGAAUAGCUGAGCAACAACAACGGGGUAUAAAAGAUAUAGAGUCUGUUAAGAGGCAACAGCGACGAGCGCUGGAACUUGAGAAGCGAGAACAGGAGGCUGCUGCUAGUGGUACGCAACCUACGCUGCGGUGGCAGGUACAAUAAAAUGGAGAACUUUAUAUAUUCUCAUACAGAAGAUAUCAAGGUAUUAUUCUAUUCUAACACUUGGCCGACCAAGAUGAAGCAGACCUAACAACACCAACGAUGCUGUUAUAGUCACACAAGUGCAAUCUUACUUUGUAUUAUUUACACAGAAUUAUAGGAGUGGGCUUUGAAUCUUUUUAUUUAACGAGAUACGUCAGCUGAAAUCAAACGAUUGACACUAAGAUUUGUUUUCAGUUGACGUAUAUUUUUUAUCGUAUUUUAUAUACACGUAAGUUUACAAAAAUAUAAAUGAAUAUAUAUGCAUGAUUGAUGCUCUAAGAUAUGACCGACACUAUUACACUCAUUAAAAUUUUGCAUCACAUUUAGAGCUUUAAUUUUGCUUCUGCUUUAAUCCACUAAAUGAGUAAUUCUCUAUUUUCCUUGCUUUAAUCCACUAAAUGAGUAAUUCUCUAUUUUCCUUGUUAUAAUAUAGUUAUAUAAUUUAUGUUACCAAAGAGUUAUAAUUACAAAUUUAGAUGAUAGCUAAGAAUAGCUAUCGAACAAAAAAAAUAUCUUUAUGCAUUGUUAAUUUUACUUUAAUAAAAAUAAAUUUUUAUGAUUGCAAAUUUAGAAUAUAUAUAUGUGCCUAUACUUAAAAAAUGUAUAUCGAGAAAUAAGACUAAAAAAGUGUAUCGUUUGUCACAUGUAAUCUCUUAUGUAUGUAAGUUUCGAAAUACAAAUUUCAUAUCUGUAACGUUCAAUAAUUGUGAUAUAAAAGCAGUUUGAAUUAAACUCUGGUAAUAUAUUUAUAUCUAUAUGUAAUAUUGUAUAUAUAAUAUAUAUAUUUGAGUAAUACAAAAAAUAUACACUUAUUAUUAUUAGUAUUAUUAUAUUAUUACAUUAUAUGUUAUAAUAUAUAUUGUGUUAUAAAAUAGUGAUACAUGUAAAUGUACAAAUGUAAUAUAUCAAAAAUUACAAAUG
This is a messenger RNA of Pogonomyrmex barbatus (red harvester ant), 1393 nucleotides long. RefSeq names its product small VCP interacting protein (gene Svip). Gene Ontology annotation, cellular component: endoplasmic reticulum membrane. NCBI's taxonomy places the organism in Eukaryota, Metazoa, Arthropoda, Insecta, Hymenoptera, Formicidae. The record is from RefSeq and is a predicted model, not a curated record. Gene Ontology annotation, biological process: positive regulation of autophagy; negative regulation of ERAD pathway; negative regulation of retrograde protein transport, ER to cytosol.